AACUGGUGUUUAGUGUUCUUCUCAAAGCAUGUUGAGCCGUCCAAUGAUGUUGCGUUAGUGGCAGUUUGAAAAGAUGCUUUGGCUGGAUUCACAGGUCUCGGAGGAGGCUUGUGUUUGCCUUCGCCCUCCUAGUGCUGGUGGUAUCAUGUGACUGGGGGGGUCCUAACUAAUCCGUGUAAUGACUGGAGUGCAGCGAGAAGUCAAGAAUAAAACUUGUGUUUAGCAGGGUUGUCCAAACUUUUGCACUUUUUUUUCUAAUAUGUUAACAUCAGUGUUAAAUAAACUGUAAUGAUGCUUUAAAUGUGCUUUAAAGGGCUUUUAAGACUUUUGUUCAGUACUGUAGCUUUGAAGAAGCCCAGUGUGUAAUUAUGCCAGACACACUCAUUCACAGGCUCAUACUAUGUACUGACAGGAAGAAGAAUGAAAGAAAAUAUUUUUUUUUAGCCACAGGGAACUCUUUUCAGGACCAAACCCAGGAUAGGGCACCAAGCCAAGAAACAGAAUCCAACCAGCUAUAGGAUUCUGAAAACAUUCAUGUUCAGUUCAUAAUGGUGUCAAUACACAACAUGAACCUGUGAGUGAGUGUGUCUGGCAUAACUACACACUGGGCUUUUUCAAAGCAUCAGUACUGAACAAAAGUCUUAAAAGCCCUGUAUAGCAUUAGAAUAAAUACAAACAGAAAUACAGUAAAAAAUAAAAAAAACACAUUUUAUACAUUUGCAGUGUAUAAAAGGUGUCUUUAAUUGGCUUGUAUGGCUCCCAUCAUUAGCUGAAAUGUGGUCUUCAGUGUAAAAGAUAGGAGGGUCAGCUAUAGAGAGGCACACAGCAGGGAGCUGCAUGUCACAGACAGCUGCUGUGUGUGUGCGUAACAAAUCCUUAACAAUACUACACUACUCUCUCUCUCUCUUUCUCUCACUCUCUCUCUGUAUUUCUCUUUCUCUGCUUCCUCCAUAUCUCACUUCCUCUUAAUUGAGAGAACAGCAGAAACUAAGGACUAUAUCAUAAGGUCUAAGAUUUCAUUUUUGAUUAGUGUUGCUGAGGUUCCAGGGAAAUACAGUGCUUACAAGGAUGUUGGAAAAUACAUCACCAAUCAUGAGUCUAGAUGAGGACACACGUUGGCUCGAGUGGGUCACCAAGCAGUUUGAGAGCAUUGCGGGAGAAGACAAGGAGAUAGACCUGGAUGAAUUUAAAACAGCUCUGAAAGUGAAGGAGUCAUUCUUUGCAGAACGUUUCUUUGCACUGUUUGACUCUGAUGGCAGUAACUCUAUCAGUCUGGAUGAGCUGCUGAAGGCUCUGAACCUCCUCAUUCAUGGCAGUGAGACGGACAAACUGCACUUCCUCUUCCAGGUCUAUGAUGUAGAUGGUAGUGGUUCUAUAGACCCUGACGAGUUGCGUACGGUACUGAAGUCCUGCCUGAGGGAAAGCGCAAUCUCCUUGCCUGAGGAGAAACUCGACGACCUGACGCUAGCCCUGUUUGAGUCGGCUGAUAAAGACAACAGUGGCUCCAUCACAUUUGAGGAGCUAAAGGCAGAGCUGGAGACCUUCCCUGAGGUCAUGGAGAACCUCACCAUCAGUGCUGCUAACUGGUUAAAGCCUCCUGAACUGGAGCAGAAGAGGCGGCAGACCCCGCGCUACCUGACCCGAGCCUACUGGCACAACAACAGCCGAAAGCUGCUUUUCCUCUGCUUCUACUCAUUCCUCAAUGUGCUCCUCUUCAUCGUAUACAUGCUGCAGCAUGCUCCUGGUGGACUCUGGUUGAUGCUGGCAAAAGGCUGUGGAAUAUGCCUCGACCUCAACUGCACUUUCAUUGUGGUGCUGAUGUUACGGCGCUGUCUCACCUGGCUGAGGGCCACCUGGGUAGUGAGGGUCUUACCUUUAGACCAGAACAUCCUGCUGCACCAGAUAGUGGGUUACACCAUCCUUGUCUUCAGUGUGGCGCACACAAUGGCUCACAUCAUGAACUUUAUUCACCUAACCCAGGUGCACGAAAGUUAUCAGCUGUGGGAAUAUGUCUUCACCACUCGUCCUGGUAUCGGCUGGGUUAAAGGCACCGCCUCCAUCACCGGGAUUGUGCUGCAGGUCCUCAUCUGCCUCAUGGUGGUCUGCUCUAGCACAUUUGUCAGACGCAGUGGCCAUUUUGAGGUGUUCUACUGGUCCCAUCUGUCCUAUAUCUGGGUUUGGGCACUGCUCAUAAUCCACUGUACCAACUUCUGGAAAUGGUUUGUAGCACCUGGUAUAAUUUUCCUUGUGGAGAAGUUAGUUGGCAUUGCUGUGUCUCGCAUGGGUGGCCUGUACAUCGUUGAGGUCAACUUGCUGCCGUCUAAGGUAACUCAUCUGGUGAUCAAGCGGCCACCUUUCUUCCAAUUCAAACCUGGAGACUACGUCUACAUCAACAUACCAGUCAUAGCAAAGUACGAGUGGCACCCCUUCACUAUCAGCAGUGCCCCUGAGCAGCAAGAUACCAUAUGGCUCCAUGUACGCUCAAUGGGCCAGUGGACAAAUCGCCUGUUUGAGUAUUUCAGACAGUCUGAUAGCCUAGCCAUCAGCAACAAGAGGCUCACAGCCAGCCUGAGGAACCGUCACCACCAGACCAAAACCCAAGAAGAGCUGUUCAAGUCCUUGAGCUGUAAUGGAGCUGUAGCAUCUAAUGAGGACCUUGCUAUUGAGCUAACUCUGUAUAGGUUGAAUGGAGCACGCAGCACUUCCCAGAAGCCACAUAUGGAUCCCACAGUGCAAGCAGAACUGGGAGAUGCCCCGUCAGCCACUAGAGAGAUCUCCACUAAACUGAGUGAGAAUCACAGGUAUUGUGACAUCAAGUGUUAUGUAGAUGGACCCUAUGGCACCCCCACCAGGCAAAUCUUUGCCUCAGAGCAUGCAGUGCUGAUAGGUGCUGGAAUUGGCAUCACUCCUUUUGCAUCCAUUUUGCAGAGCAUUAUGUACCGCUACCGAAUGAGGAAGCAAAACUGUCCCAACUGUAACUAUUCUUGGUGCGAGACUAUCAAAGACAAUGAGAUGAAGCUGAGGAAGGUGGACUUCAUCUGGAUAAACCGGGAUCAGAAGUCCUUUGAGUGGUUUGUGAGCCUGCUGACCAAGCUGGAGAUGGACCAGGCUGAUGAGGAGCCCGAGGGUCGAUUUUUGGAGAUGCACAUGUACAUGACUUCAGCUCUCAGCAAGAAUGACAUGAAAGCUAUCGGACUGCAGAUGGCACUGGACUUGCUGGCAAAGAAAGAGAAGAGAGACUCUAUCACUGGCCUCCGCACACGCACACAGCCGGGCAGACCGGACUGGGGCAAGGUGUUCCAGAAGGUGUCUGAGGAGAAGAAAGGCAAAGUCCACGUGUUCUACUGCGGUGCCCCAGCUCUUGCUAAAGUCAUCAAGGCUCAGUGUGAGCAUUUUGGAUUCAAUUUCUACAAGGAAAACUUCUGAGACUUCCUACCUCCUCACAUUUACUCAUCAGCUAUUUCUUACUCUGCCCUGCUAGCAUAAACGGAUGCUUGUUUUCUCUGACCUACCAGAACCAGAUCUUAAUCUAGCUUUAAAAUGUGACAUUCUCCUUUUGUACUUUAUGUUUGUCAGUAUUUCUGUAUGCACUUGGCCUUUGCACUCACACCUCAUUGAUAAUGAAUUGAAAAGUAGGAUUCAUCUAUUUUAAUAAACAAAUGUAGUGUCAGCCAUUUAGAAAUAGUUUACAUAUCACAGCUGAUGUAGGACUGAGCAUCAUUAUUAUUAAGGAUUAAAAGUGCAGUGUGAUAAGGCUGUAUUAAUAGCACAUUUUCCUUUAUAUGCAUUGUCUUUUUUGUGUCAAACAAAUAGGAUGAAUAUAUCCUAGAUACAGAAUAGAGCCUAUGUAUUGUCAUGUAUAUUGUUAUUGUGCAUGUCUUGCAUUAUGUCUUUGUUAUUAGACAUUUACUCAGUUAAACAAUACCUAUGACUGACAGAGGUAAAAGUAUGUCUGUAAUCUGUUGUGUUCCUGUAGCAUUACUUACUAUAUACUGCACACACGCGCACUCACUGGACACUUUAUCAGGUACACCAACCUUGUAUUUACACUAGUCAUUUUGUCAGGUCUGCUUACCAUGUGGGUGAACCGUGUUCAACAAUUAUAGACUCUAGUCCAUCCGUUUCUCUUUAUACUUUGUUAUUGUGUUCAUCAAUGGUCAGGACCUCAACAGGACCACCACAGCCAGGUAUUAUUUGGGUGGUGGAUCUACGAAGUGCAUCUAUAUGGUAAUUGGACCUAAUGAAAGGUACGUGUACUUAAAGUGGCCAGUGAGCAGA
Messenger RNA from Colossoma macropomum (tambaqui), 4278 nucleotides. It is a transcript of the gene nox5, whose product is annotated as NADPH oxidase, EF-hand calcium binding domain 5. Gene Ontology annotation, molecular function: calcium ion binding; superoxide-generating NAD(P)H oxidase activity. Gene Ontology annotation, cellular component: NADPH oxidase complex; plasma membrane. Gene Ontology annotation, biological process: superoxide anion generation; defense response. Lineage: Eukaryota; Metazoa; Chordata; Actinopteri; Characiformes; Serrasalmidae. The record is from RefSeq and is a predicted model, not a curated record.